CAGAAGCUGCAUCAGGUUGCCGGCAAAAAAUUUCUGCCAAGGGAUCAAGCCUUCUGGCAAAAUGGAAUGGAAUGCAACUUGUGAAUACUGGGAGGCCGCACAGACUGCCCUGGAAAGCUGCUACCUUCCCAUUUUGUAUGGCAUUGAGUUUAUCGUGGGAAUCCUUGGGAAUACGGCCGUCGUUUUCGGCUACCUCUUCUGCCUGAAGAGCUGGAACAGCAGUAACAUCUACCUCUUCAACCUCUCUAUCUGUGACUUGGCAUUUUUGUGUACCCUUCCCAUGCUGAUGAGAAAGUAUGCCCAGAGACAAUGGCCCUAUGGGUAUGUGCUGUGUAUAAGCAACCGAUACAUACUUCAUGCCAACCUCUAUACCAGUAUUCUUUUCCUCACUUUUAUCAGCAUCGAUAGAUAUCUGCUCAUGAACUAUCCUUUCCGGGAACACCUCCUGCAAAAGAAAGCAUUUGCUAUUUUAAUAUCUUUGGCCAUUUGGGGCUUAGUAACCUUAGAGCUCCUGCCCAUACUUCUUUUUAUACAUUCUGAUGACAAUGGCACCAACUGUACUGAUUAUGCAGGUUCUGGGGACCCCAAUCACAGCCUCAUUUAUAGCAUGUGUUUGACCUUUCUGGGCUUUCUCAUUCCCCUUUUUGUGAUGUGCUUCUUUUAUUUCAAGAUUGCUCUCUUUCUAAAGCAGAGGAACAGGCAGCUCACUACAGCUUUGCCCCUUGAGAAGCCUCUCCACUUAGUCAUCAUGGCAGUUGUGAUUUUCUCUGUGCUUUUUACUCCCUACCACGUCAUGCGAAACGUCCGGAUUGCUUCACGCCUGGAGACCUGGAAGAAGUCGCCAUGCACUGAAGCCAUCAUCAACUCCUUGUACAUCUUGACAAGACCAUUGGCCUUUCUGAACAGUGUCAUCAACCCUGUCUUCUAUUUCCUUCUGGGGGAUCACUUCAGGGAGAUGUUGGUGAAUAAACUGUGGCAUCACUUCAAGGCCCUUACAUCCUUCAGAAGAUGAGCUCGUGGACGGACAUUUUCACUCGGGAAUAGUGAGGUGCCCGUGUAACAUUGUUUUACAGAAGCAGCUGUAGGCCAGGUAGAGUUUAACUCAGACAUAAAUCAGAGAGGCCCACAGACUUGGCCCUGGUUUAAAGGCAUGCUUGACCCAGGGUGUGUGAAAAGAAGAUGAUGGAAGGUAUUUAUUGGUUUCUUGACCUAAGCAUUGAAAGGAGUUGGACUAGCACUGUCUAAUGUUUGAGCACAUAAGUCCAAAAUUCUAGGUGAUAUAAGACCCUCUCAACCAGUGUAAAAGGAACAGAAGAUAAAGUCGCAAGUUGUUUGUGUUUAAUCACUACUUAGAUUGCAAAAAAAAAAAAAAAAUUGUGUUGACAAUAUUCUGUAUGUUAUUCAUGUGUGUGUGUGUUAGUUGCUCAGCCGUGUCUAACUCUUUGUGACCCCAUGGACUAGAGCCCGCCAGGCUUCUCUGUCCAUUGAGUUCUCCAGCCAAGAAUGCUGGAGGGGGUUGCCACUCCCUUCUCCAGGGGAUCUUCCCAACCCAGGGAUCGAACCCAGGUCUCCCACAUUGCAGGCAGAUUCUUUACUACUGAGCUACCAGGGAAGCCCAUAAAAGGUUACUCAUACAAUCCCAUAAUUUUUUGUGAGGACCAAAUAAGAGAAGAUUAGUCAUGUGUUGUUAAGUAUUGUUGCUAGAAGUUGUGCUCUUGAGCAAAUUUAGAGAUAAUAGUAGCAACAAAGAGCAGAGAAAAUAUAACUGGUUCAAAUAUGCCUAUAUUUCUUUAUAUUGAUUAAGAAAUGGAGUCCAGUUGUAAUUAUAAGUCCUUUUUUGUUGUUAUAUGGUUUUUAGUGCAAAAAAUCAUAUUAAAUAGAACCCAAAGAGAUGAUUUCUUAAAGAGAGACAUGUUUGAGCUCAGCUCUCAGGGGACUUAGGUGUAAGUGGCUUUAUAAAAAUAAUAGAGUCAGAUUCCAAGGAUAACUGUAAAAAUUUCAAAGUCAUAGAACACAAAGCACCUACCAGGAAACUCAAAGGAAGACAAAACAAAACAAAGUCAGUUUUUAUAAUCAGUGUACCAUCUGGUAUUUUAUGAUCACAAUGUGAUUUUCAGUGCAUGGAAGUAUAUUAAGUUCAUUAGCCUUCCUGCUCUUGAUUAAAUAGUAAACUUUGAAAUAUAUUAGUAUCAUAAAACCAGCAUAUAAGAGGAAGGGAAAUGGUAAUGUCAAAACUUAUUGAGUUAUUUAUUUUCCUUUUUUGGAGGGAAAAAUCAGUUUUUCUCCCCGCCGGCACCCCACCCCACCCCCCGCCUUGCCCCAAAUACACACACACUUAUUUUUUUUUUUUUAAGCAAUGGGAUAAUUUAAAAGGACAAUUUUAUCUUGAGUGACUCAUAUCUGCAAUGAGACUUAUUUUCAUAGAUUAUUACCUAAGACCAUUGGAGGAAAUGUUUUAAACAAAACUCACUAUAUGAAUUUGCAAAAUGUGCAGAACAUUUAUCUACCUAUCAAUAUAGAUUAUUCCAGGAGGGUUAUGUAAACGCUAUCCUAUGCCACAAAUCAAAUUUGAAGAGGGGGAAUGAAUGCUGCAUUAGCUAUUUAGAGUUAAAAAGUAUCAUAUAAUAAUUUACAUAUUACAUGCAGUAAAAUGUGCGCAUGGCCACAUGCCUAUGCUCUUUUCCUUAAGGUCAUUAGCUGUAAUGAGGAUAAAAAUAAGCAUUAUAGGAGCAAAGACAUAAAAUUCCAUGACUUCCCUGUUUUAAGGUUUCCUGGUAACAUUAUAUUCUGACAUUCCAAAAACCCAAAAUGUUUCCACUGAUAUAUUGUAGAAAAACAGUACUCAUUUUCCUACCUAACCUUAGGCUUUAAAAUUUUUUUUCAUGUUUGUCAAUAAUUUUAAAGUGUCAAUGUCAUUUUAUAACGUCCUGAUAAAAGUUGAUCUUCUGAAUUUUUUUUCAUUAGAAAAAGCCACAAGAAAAAAAAGAAAAGAAAAAGCCACAAGAAAGGGUCUUAAGAAAGAAAUAUUUGCUUAUCUGCAAACAUAUAAUUUAGCUGUAAUUUGCAUUUGAUGCAUUGAUUUUCAUUUGUAAACAUGAAAUUAAAUUUGUGCCACACCUAUCCCAAGAAGUGGCAGGGGUAAGCUUUUCUAAUAGUAUACUGAAAUGUUUUGUGAAACUAUGAACUCUCACACAUGUUUUAUAAGCAAAAUGUUAAUUUUAUAACAUAUUUCUUAUUUUUUGUUCAAAUUUGUCAUCUGAUAACUUAAUCCUUAACUGAUUAAAGUGAUCUGCAUGGAAGUUACAAGAACUAUUCCAUUUGCAUUUUGUACCAGGUGAUUACAAUCGCAAGCAAUAAGUAAUGAAUGGAAUCACAAACAAUAAGUAAUAAAUGGAAUCUCAAUCAAUAAUAAUGGAUAUCAUUUCUGCAUUUGUGUUUUGCAAGGGAGAAAAUGUUGGGCUUUUAUAACUUGUCUUUUAUUGGCUGUCUGGUUAUCUUCCCGAACCAUGACUAAAGUGUUUGGUCCAGCAUUUUGCAAUCUGGACCCACCUGUUCCCUGUGCAUUCUCUCUCACCACUGUUGUCAUGAAUUAUACCUUUCAACCAAGAUAGCUACUUCAUUUCAUUAUAUUUAGAACUUUCUCUACUGCGGACACCUGGAUGCUCACCCUUGUUUUAUCAAGCCCACAAAUUAAAAAAAUCUAAGCCUCUUUUAAGGUCUAUAUCAUCUGUCUCUCCAUCUUAAAGCCUUACUAUUAGGACUUCUCCCCAAAUCUGAAAA
Messenger RNA from Dama dama (fallow deer), 3780 nucleotides. RefSeq names its product succinate receptor 1 (gene SUCNR1). The transcript has 2 exons. Gene Ontology annotation, molecular function: G protein-coupled receptor activity. The record is from RefSeq and is a predicted model, not a curated record. NCBI's taxonomy places the organism in Eukaryota, Metazoa, Chordata, Mammalia, Artiodactyla, Cervidae. Bases 62 to 1012 code for a protein of 316 amino acids. Gene Ontology annotation, cellular component: plasma membrane. Gene Ontology annotation, biological process: G protein-coupled receptor signaling pathway.